Zalophus californianus (California sea lion) is the source of this 8875-nucleotide messenger RNA. RefSeq names its product integrin subunit beta 8 (gene ITGB8). The record is from RefSeq and is a predicted model, not a curated record. Gene Ontology annotation, molecular function: integrin binding. The coding region runs from base 1218 to 3521 and encodes 767 amino acids. Gene Ontology annotation, cellular component: integrin complex; cell surface; focal adhesion. Gene Ontology annotation, biological process: cell migration; integrin-mediated signaling pathway; cell adhesion mediated by integrin. The transcript is spliced from 14 exons. NCBI's taxonomy places the organism in Eukaryota, Metazoa, Chordata, Mammalia, Carnivora, Otariidae.
AUCAGAGCCAAGGGGGAGAAAAAGGGCUGGAGUGAGCAAAACAAAGAGCAAGUGUGGGCCGCGGUGACUUCAUGCCUCACCAAUGUCCCGCCCACGCUGCUCCGAGCUCUUGCUUGCUGCUGCUGCUGCCGCCGGAGCCGCCGCUGCGCCUGCAGGCGGCCGGGGCAAGGCGCUGGGUAGCGUGGGGCGGUUUCCUAGCAACUCGCGGCCCAGAGCGCGCCCAGCUAUCCACACUUCGGGAGCCCCCCUACCCCGGGGCCGGAGCAGGACCACUGCUCCCCCGCCCCUCGCCUCCUCGCGGGGUGCACCGCAGAGUGCGCCAGCUGCCCGGGUUCUGGACGGCGGGACGCCUGAGCCGCACACUGGGGGCCAGAAGGACGAGGGCACGAAGCUCCCGCCCCGCGAGGCCGGGCUACUGCACCCUCGCGGAACCUCCCCUCCUGUGCUAGCGGCCGUGCGCUCCACUCCCGGCCAAGCGGGGAGCUGCUAUGCCUCGCUCUGUGUCCGCGGACGCCGGCGGGGACUUCUAGGGUGCUGCCGGAGCCGUUUCCCCCAGCUGCUGGCACCCCGCGCUUCCUCCCUCGCCAGCCAGGACAUUGCCGUUUUGACUUUGCCCGCUGCUCAGCUGACGAGGCUGCAGAGCUGUAACUAAGUGGAAUUGGCCUCCCUGCCCACCUGUGGAAUUAUUAGCUCGCGCUGAUUGAUGCGCCAUCGACUUUUUUCCCCUUCGGCCUCGCCGGCGUCCCCUCCCACAGAUGUAGCAUCACCCAGUGAUAGUACUUUAGGCUGGUUUUUCCCCCAGGCUUCGGGCUUUGUUUGGGUUUGAUUCUGUUUGGCUGUUCACUAAGCUGAUUUAUGCAGCAGAAGCCCCAUCGGCUGGAGAGAAACAAAAGCUCUUUUCUUUGUCCCAGAGCGGGCUGCGGAGGCUUCGCUCGCGUCGCCGCCCCGGGCCAUUGACCGUCAGAGGAGGUGCUUCUCGCGGAGACCGCGGGACCCGCCGAGCCGAGCUGGCAGGGCCUCGGGGGCCCUGAGAUGCCAAGCGGUGUCCGGGCCAGCGUACCUGCACUGCUUGCUCCGAGCCGCAGGGUCCGCCUGCUGGGCCUGCGGGCAACGUCCUAGCGACACUUGGCCCGCGGGCCCCGAGGUGCGCCCGGGAGUCGCCAGCGCGCAGCCGGAUAGCAACCAGGCGGCGGGCGCGGUGCGGGCUGCUUUGCAUUAUGUGCCGCUCCGCCCUGGCUUUUUUUACUGCCGCAUUUGUCUGCCUGCAAAACUGCCGGCCCGGUCCUGCCCCGGUCCUUCGGGCGGCCUGGGUGUUUUUAGUUGUUCUUGGACUGGGCCAGAGUGAAGAGAAUAGAUGUACAUCUUCGAAUGCAGCGUCCUGCACCAAGUGCCUUGCGCUGGGUCCGGAAUGUGGAUGGUGCGCUCAAGAGGAUUUCAUUUCAGGUGGAUCAAGGAGUGAACGUUGUGAUAUUAUUUCCAAUUUAAUAAGCAAAGGCUGUUCGAUUGAUUCAAUAGAAUACCCAUCUGUGCAUGUAAUACCAAGGGAAAAUGAAAUUAAUACCCAGGUGACGCCAGGAGAAGUGUUGAUCCAGCUGCGUCCAGAAGCUGAAGCUAAUUUUAUGCUGAAAAUUCAUCCUCUGAAGAAAUACCCUGUGGAUCUUUAUUAUCUGGUUGAUGUCUCGGCAUCAAUGCAUAACAAUAUUGAAAAAUUAAAUUCCGUUGGAAAUGAUUUAUCUAGAAAAAUGGCAUAUUUUUCCCGUGAUUUCCGCCUUGGAUUUGGCUCCUAUGUUGAUAAAACAGUUUCACCAUAUAUUAGCAUCCACCCAGAAAGGAUUCAUAAUCAAUGCAGUGACUACAAUUUAGAUUGCAUGCCUCCUCAUGGAUACAUCCAUGUGCUAUCUUUGACGGAGAACAUUACUGAGUUUGAAAAAGCAGUUCACAGACAAAAGAUCUCUGGAAAUAUAGAUACACCUGAAGGAGGUUUUGAUGCCAUGCUUCAGGCAGCUGUCUGUGAGAGUCAUAUUGGAUGGCGAAAAGAAGCUAAAAGAUUGCUGCUGGUGAUGACAGAUCAGACAUCUCAUCUUGCUCUUGAUAGCAAAUUGGCAGGCAUAGUGGUGCCAAAUGACGGAAACUGCCAUCUGAAAAACAACAUCUACGUCAGAUCGACAAGCAUGGAACAUCCCUCACUAGGCCAACUUUCUGAAAAGUUAAUAGACAACAACAUUAAUGUCAUCUUUGCAGUUCAAGGAAAACAGUUUCAUUGGUAUAAGGAUCUUCUACCCCUCUUGCCUGGCACCAUUGCUGGUGAAAUAGAAUCAAAGGCUGCAAACCUCAAUAAUUUGGUAGUAGAAGCCUAUCAGAAACUCAUUUCAGAAGUGAAAGUUCAGGUGGAAAACCAGGUAAAAGGCGUCUAUUUUAAUAUUACCGCCAUCUGUCCAGAUGGGACCCGAAAACCAGGCACAGACGGAUGUGGAAAUGUGACAAGCAAUGACGAAGUUCUUUUCAAUGUAACAGUUACAAUGAAAAAGUGUGAUGUCACAGGAGGAAAGAGCUAUGCAAUAAUCAAACCUAUUGGUUUCAAUGAAACCACUAAAAUUCAUAUACACAGAAACUGCAGCUGUCAGUGUGAUGACGGGAGAGCACCUAAACAAAAGUGUGUAGAUGAAGUGUUUCUAGAUGCCAAGUGUUUCCAGUGUAAUGAGAAUAAAUGUCAUUUUGAUGAAGAUCAAUUUCCUUCUGAGAGUUGCAAGUCACACAAGGAUCAACCUGUUUGCAGUGGUCGAGGAGUUUGUGUUUGUGGGAAAUGUCUAUGUCACAAAAUUAAGCUUGGAAAAGUGUAUGGAAAAUACUGUGAAAAGGAUGACUUCUCUUGUCCGUAUCACCAUGGAAAUCUGUGCGCUGGGCAUGGAGAGUGUGAAGCGGGCAGAUGCCAGUGCUUCAGUGGCUGGGAAGGGGAUCGCUGUCAGUGCCCGUCAGCCUCAGCCCAGCACUGUGUCAGUCCGAAGGGCCAAGUGUGCAGUGGAAGAGGUACGUGUGUAUGUGGCAGGUGUGAAUGCACGGAUCCCAGGAGUAUCGGCCGCUUCUGUGAACACUGCCCCACGUGUCACACAGCCUGCAGUGAAAACUGGAAUUGUGUGCAAUGCCUUCACCCUUACAACCUGUCUCAAGCUAUACUUGAUCGUUGUAAAACCUCAUGUGCUCUCAUGGAACAGCAUUAUAUGGACCAAACACCAGAAUGUUUCUCUAGCCCAAGCUAUUUAAGAAUAUUUUUCAUCAUCUUCAUAGUUACAUUCUUGAUUGGGUUGCUUAAAGUCCUUAUCAUUAGACAGGUGAUACUACAAUGGAAUAGUAAUAAAAUUAAGUCCUCGGCAGAUUACAGGGUGUCGGCCUCAAAAAAGGACAAGUUGAUUCUGCAAAGUGUUUGCACAAGAGCAGUAACCUACCGACGUGAGAAGCCUGAAGAAAUAAAACUGGAUAUCAGCAAAUUAAAUGCUCAUGAAACUUUCAGGUGCAACUUCUAAAAAGAUAGAAAGUACUUUAUGGGAAACUGGAUUUUUAAUAUUUGCUCCUAAAAAUAUAUAAUUUUAGAAGUCACAGGAGGAGACAAACUGUUCUAGAUCAUGCUGGUUGCUGGUUGUCCACUUGAAUGAAGACUGACAAACAUCCUCAUCAUCAUGUGACUCACAUCGCUGCUGAAUUUUUCAGAGAAAAAUGUGUCUUACUACUGUUUGAGACUAGUGUCAUUGUAGCACUUUACUGUAAUAUAUAACUUAUUUAGAUCAGCAUAGAAUGUAGAUCAUCUGAAGAGCACUGAUUACACUUUACAGGUACCUGCCAUUCCUAUGCUUCCCAGAGAGAGACAAUGCUGUGUCACUACAAGGGUACAGUAAUCCCUGCACCGAAUGUGUGGAUGAAAAAAAAUAAAAGGCAGUUAUACUACUGUUGCCAAACACUUCAACAAUUGGCAGUGAAUAGACAAGAACAUCUAGAUGAAUAAAUGGUUAGUGUUUCACUUAUUCAAGAGGUUAAUAGAUAAAACCUUAAUUUUGAGGGAUAUUGCUUUUGAAACUGUGUAGUGUUAUGCAUGUGUUUGUUUUCUGCUUCUUACAAGAUACUAAUUUCAACAUUCUCUCUUUGCCUUUAUAUUUUUUCUUUCUUACAGGAUAGGUUUAUAUAUGUCACAGAUGACUGGAUUAAAUAAGUGCUAAGUUACUACUGCUAUAAAAACCUAAUAAUACAAUGUCACUUUAUUAGAAUACUGAUUUUAAAAGCUGAAUGUUUAAUAAGGGACACUGUAAAGUAACAUCAAAAUCGACCAGCUUCGUUGUGUGCAGAUGUGGAGUCUGACAUAUCUUCUUACCUGAUAAACUGGAUGCUUCACCAUUUCAUUUGUCUAAUCAUCAGGUUGAAGAUCACAAGGUGUUUAGAAACUCUGCCUCAAAGUGCCACAUUUUUAGUGAGUUUUCUCAGAUAUUUACUCCAAGUAGAUAUUAGCAUUUUUCUAAUUAAAAGCUAUAUUAAGCUAUAUUAUUUUCACCCCUCAGUGCAGCCUAAAGAGUUCUUUCCCUGAAUCACCUCAACCGUACUCACCAGAAUUUAAAAGUAUACAGUUGGAGGAGGAUAGACAAUAUCUUAGAAAUAAGCUAAUUCAUCCUUUUACUGAGUCAGGGAACUGAGGCUCAAAAAGUUUAAAUGAUAUCUUAAAAAACGCCCAAGUGAUUAAGUGGCAGCAUUUGAAGAGAACUUCUAUCUUCUUAUUGCCAGGCUAGUGUUCAUUGCACCAUAUCAUGCUACCUCUUGAUUCUUUAAAAUAUUUGAUUGGAAGUAAUUUUAAAUGUGAUUUACUGGAGUCUUGAGUAUGACAUGAGAAAAUUUCAAAGCAAAGCAGAAAAGAGUAACUCAAACUGAAUUCCAUGACUGGCUUCCAUUCUUUCCUGCUAAUCAGCUUCUAAGAGAAUGCUGCAUGGCCUAACUACAGGGAAAUCCAUUCACACCGCAGCCUGUGAGUUGUGCAGUGCUCAGCCUGAGAGCUUGAUACAGAGGCCAUGAGCUUUUAUCUUCCCCCAUGGAAACUUCUUCAAAAUUACCAUAUCACUACAGACUUAUUCAGUCUGAUUUUGUUGGCUAUAAGUCCAACAGUCCUGUGUGUAGUACAGAGCUUUGCCUAUGAAAACAAAGGAAUUUGUUUAAAAUGUUUUCUUAUAAUUAACUUCCCAAAUUUGUCUUCCAGCACUUGAAGAAAGGCCAGAUAUUUGCAUUUUAAUGAAGACAAACUCCCACCCCAUAUUUUACCCCAAAGAGGAUUUUAAAACAUAUAAUAAGUUGUUCUGGAGCAAACAAGCACAGCAGCUCCAUUAACUGUCCCCUACAGCCAAGCAAUUAUGACGCUAAGUUGAACUGUAUUUCCUUCCCCUAAUGAGAUUGGGGACACUGACAUAAUUCAGUACUGUGACUCACUUGUGUAAGAUACCUUUGAUCACCAAGGAUAACGUAAAGAUCAUACUUUGCAGGCUGCCUGUCACACACAGUAUCCAUUUUAAAAAGAAAAAUUGGAUACCUGAUAGCUCUCCAAAAGGAAAAAGUGGAAAACAUCCAUUCAUUAAAAUGCUGACAAUUUAAAAAAUGAACAUUAUAAUGUUCGUAAGCUAAUCUCCAUGUGGAAUGAAUUAUCCAAAGGAGCAUAAUCAAAUGAAACCCUUAAAAAUCAAGGGUUUAUAUUUUUAUGCUCUCACUAGUUUGCACUAAUAUAAUGGACCAAGGCUGUUAUCAUAGGAAAAGACAAACUUCCUGAUAGGCAGUUCCAUGCUUGAUGAUGAUUGUAGUUAUGCUUGUGAUGUCUUGUGCUUUCUUUUUUUACUUAAAGACCUGAUUCUUAAAGAUUUUAGAGCUUAUAUUUUACUUGAAUAAUGGAUAUUUUCCUGUAAAAUGGCUUAUGAGAAGAGAAUUAAUAUUUGACUAGUUAGAAUUAGUUAAAAGUUAAGGGAAAACAGGGUAUUUUUAUUCUUAGUUUAAAUAAUUUAUGUAAAUAGAGCCUAUUUUCAACUAACAUGACCACAGGAGAUUUUUGAGAUUCAUGAUAUUAAACAAAUAAUGAAAUGUUAAAUAGUUAACACAGAACUUGAACAACACUUUUGGUACGAUAGCAUUUUAUGCUCUAAAGUAUGUAAUGAUUUAGAAAUGUGCCAUAUACACACUACAAUAUAACUGUAUGCAUUCUACUUCUCUGGGAACAUCUUUACACCACAGGGUACAUGGAUUUACAAACAUUUGAUAUCUUUUUUGGAAACUUAUUAAAAUGUAUGAAAUCAUAAACAUUCUCUGAAAGACUCAAAAAUUCACUUAAAAAUCUGAUUAUGUACUGAAUGUUCAAUAUAGCUUUGGUUUAUAAGGAUACAAAAAUCUAAGGUUAACAGAGUAGAUUUCUUUGGAGGCAGAUUUUUCAAAAACUUAAAAUUGGUAGAUGCAUCAAAUACAACACUUCACAAAAGGAAAAAUUCCAAAUUUUUAAAAAACAUUAUCCCUUUAAAAUAAUCCCAUUAAAAAUAUUCUUAUAUAUGACAACAAAUAUCCAUGAGACACUGAAAUAUGAUUAUGAUGAACUAUAAAAAUUUUUCUCCAUAGAAUUAUAUUCCUUCUGGUUACAUGGUAUAGUAAAUUAGACUCAAUGGCUUUUCCUUCCUUCCUUGCUCCUGGUUUUCCUACUCACUUUUCCCGAGAUUGCCCUAAAACUCUAAGCUCAAUAAGGCUUAUUGUGAAAAAGAACUCAGUGUAAUGGUAUAAGGAAGUUCUCCAUUUCCAAACAUCUCUUAAUGAUUUCAGAAUUCAUCAUGUAACUGAACCAAGACAUACACAUUAAAAACUAAGAAUUUAAAAUUUUCACAGCCAUUUGAGCUUCUCUCAGGUCUAAAGGGUUUGAGAUCUGUAUCUUUAGUGAAAGUUUGAGUGAAAUAUAGCUAUAUGGGAGUUCAAUCAUGUGCAUAUUGUAUUGUUUUAUAUACUCAAUAUUUAAUUUACAACUAUCCUUAUUUAUAUUGACCUUAAGAACUCCAUUUCAUACAAUGCAAACUGAGAUAUAUUUUCAGAGAAGUAUAGAACUGGCAUUCUUUCAGAUCAUUUCCUUUUUCUUUUAUAAUUACUGUAUGGCAAUUUUAUUAUGGAUAACUGAUUAUACAUAUUCAUAUUUCAUUGAUUCUAAGAUAUCUGCUUUUCAAUUUCACAUUUCUAAAAUUGUGACAUAUCUUGCAAUCACUGGCAUCUUAGAUGCAGUGUUUGAAGUUGUACUUGAAUAAGUAUUACACUAAUUCACCCUUAAAUGUUCAUGGGGAUAGGAACAUUCCUUUACUUAUAAAUAUUUGAGAACCUGUUUAUGAUAACAUGUGAGACCAAUUUUCAGUAUAACUGAAUCACAUACAACUCAUCAUGGAGGCUGUCUGAUUAUGAGCUCAGAUCCUGCAGACCUUUAGGUUAUAAAAGCUCUUCAUCUUCCUAUGUAUACUUUAUGCUAGUGGCUACAAUUUCAGCAAACCUAACUUAACUGACAAGAAUGGAUGGGUUUCUCCCAGUUUUGCUAACAAAUUUUUAAUCUUUCUAUUCCUUUCUAAAGAAUACUUUCAUAUGAUCAUCUCACUUUAAACAGAAUUAACUGGAAAAAUGUAUGAAACCAUCACAAUUAGAUUUUGUAGCAUCUCGUAUGUCUUAUGUCAAUGACAGAUGAAAAAUAUGAUACAAGCAAUCAGUACUGUAGGGAAAAAAAACUUUCCCUUCAAGUCCUCUCAUUUUUUUAUACUUCUUUCUCAUUUCUGCUCUUUUGUUUGACUUUUUUCUUUGGCUUUGAUGAAUUUACCUUCAAGCCCAUAUAAUGACUGUCAUAAAACUGCAUAUUUAAGUUAUUUGAAUUAUAUGAAACAAUUGUUCAGCUAUCUGGGCAGCUGUUAAUGAAAUAGCUGAGAGUAAUAACACUACUCUUUUAUCUACCUGGCAUCCUUUCCUGCAUAAAAUCUGUCUUUGUAAACUAACUCUGUUAAUCAGAUUUCCAACCUCUAUGACCUAUUUCAGUUAAAAUUAUUUAAUCCAACAAUAUUAAAAAACAAAACAAAAACCUGCAGUUAUCAAGGAUGGAAAUGUGUGAUUUGUGUAAAGAACAUUUACUAACUUUACACUGUAUCACAGAUAAAUGUGAUUUUGAUAAGAAUUCCCCAUAAUGACAAAAUUUAUGGUACAUAAAUUUUAUUAAGAAUGUUGGAUAUGAAAUAUUUUAAUUCUAAAUUAUAAGAAAAUAUAAAUUUGCACAUAAUAUAGAAAUUCAUUUUGUGUAUAUUUAACAUAACUUUAAAACUAUUUUACAUUUACCAGCUACUUCAUUAAAGUUUUUUAAACAUCUGCAAAAAUAAUUUAGAAAUGUUUUUAAAUUAUCAGUAAUAUAACCUUAUUUGUUUCAUUUAACAAGUCCUGUCUUUGUAAAAAGUAAAAUUAAUAUAGAGUGUAUUUUUAAAUUAAAAUAUUUGAAUUUAAAAUAGCUCUUAUGAAAGAAAGAUUCUCAUUAAACAAGUUUCUUAUUAUUUCUGGCUUUGAAUUAUACAUAGUUAAAUUGCCUUAAAUGUCACAGAAAAUUGGGGAAUAAGAUAAUUUCAGAAACUAUACUAUGAACAUGUUCAUGUAAUUCUGAUUGACUACUAACUUCUGUUUUAUGUAUUUAUUAAAGAGCUGACACUGUAGUUUGAGAUGUUUAUUUUUCUAACAGAGCUUAUAAUAGUUAUGACAAGGCAUUUAAUUAAUGCAUCAUUCUGUUUAAAAGUAGGUAUUAAUCAGUAUGAAAUUUUAUGUUUUAAAAUAAAAAUGUAAAGAUCUAAGAAUGCACAGAAUGCUUUUUUGUUUA